Amyelois transitella is the source of this 3816-nucleotide messenger RNA. Its product is annotated as collagen alpha chain CG42342. The transcript has 20 exons. Lineage: Eukaryota; Metazoa; Arthropoda; Insecta; Lepidoptera; Pyralidae. The coding region runs from base 291 to 2060 and encodes 589 amino acids. The record is from RefSeq and is a predicted model, not a curated record.
UCUGAGCGGGUGUGUGCGACGCCUUUUCUCCGCGACCUAACGUAUUCCAACACGAUAGCCGAACGACGCGAUCUGUAAAAACUCGAAAAAUUUUAUCUUACCUUCAUUUCAAUUUAAUUUACUUAAUUUUAGUUGGUUUUCUUUUGUGUUUUCGUGUUGUGUUUCAUUUUCACGGGUGAAAAUAUCAUUUUUAUUAUGUGAUGUAUCACUGCCACAUGGAUCCAAAACAGCAAUAAACAGGAAAUCUGAAGAUGAUAUUAUUGACAUUGUUGUUACUUUAGAUUCUUAAGAUGAUUUUGAAAAUGGGAGGGAAGUCGCCGCCGGCGAAGGCGGAGAAACCUAAAGAGGAGAAGAAAGAGCCUAAGAAGAAGCAAGAGAGAUGUGACGACAGAUGUCCAGCAGAUCCGUGGACGUAUUGCGUUGUGUUGUGGUGUGCGUGCGCGAUGAGUCUGAUCUCUAGCGGGUAUAGCUUGUACAAACAGCAAGGGUUGCAAGAUAGGUUGUUUUUGCUGGAAGAGCAGCACUUGGCGCUGAGGAGCGCAGUUCUGGAGCCUCAGCAGCCGCUGGUGGAGAGGUUGAGGAGAGAAGUGUUGUCGCGGCCGCCGCCGGACGUGUGGAGAGCGCGGAGGAGCAUCAGGGAUUAUGGUGAUUGCGGAUGUCCACCAGGUCCGGCCGGGCCGCCCGGCAAGCGCGGCAAGAAGGGCAAGAAAGGCGACUCCGGGGAGCCCGGCCCGCCGGGCUUAACGGGGGCGCCUGGCAAGAACGGAUUCCCGGGAAGCAAGGGCGAGAAGGGCGAGCGAGGUUUCAUGGGACCUAUCGGAUUGGAUGGACCCAAAGGUGAUCCGGGCCGACCGGGAGACAAGGGGCAGAAGGGCGAGCACGGCAGCCCCGGCUUCGACGUCUUCUCGGCCGUCAAGGGAGUGAAGCGAUCCGUAGACAACUUUAAAAUGAGUCCGUACACGACGGCGGAGAUCAUUGCCGUGAAGGGGCUGCAGGCCGCCGGCCACAACGUCUCCGCGCACACCAUCAUACAGCUCAAGGGAGAGCCUGGAGAACCAGGUCCACCAGGGCCUGCUGGGCCCCAGGGCCCCGAGGGCUUGCCGGGGCACGACGGGCGCACAGGGCCCCCGGGGCCGGCGGGCCCGGCUGGCGCAGCGGGACCCAUGGGCCCCGCCGGACCCAUCGGACCUAUUGGACCGGUCGGCCCCGCAGGACAUAAGGGUGAAAAAGGCGACAAAGGCGAGCGUGGGUUCACGACGACGCUGAAGGGCGACGCGUUCCCGACCGGCAUCAUCGAGGGCCCCCCGGGCCCGCCCGGACCGCCUGGCAAAUUAGGAGAAGCAGGACCGCGAGGUCCCCCGGGGUUGGACGGGGCUCCGGGGACGCCCGGGCUGCAGGGCCCACCGGGGAAGCCGGGUGAAAUGGGUCCAAAGGGAUCUAAGGGCGAGUACGGAGACAUGGGCUCGCCGGGCAUGCUGGGCGCGCCGGGGCUGCCGGGGCCGCCGGGCUACCCGGGGCUCAAGGGGGAGAAGGGGGACAAAGGGGACUCGAAGUACAGGAAGCUGAGGAGAAGACAGAAUUUGCAGGGAGACGGCACCGGGUACGAGCUGUACGGACACGAAAUUAUGAUGGGUCCGCCGGGCGCGCCGGGGCCGGCGGGCGCGCCGGGCGUGGCGGGCCCGCCCGGCAUCAAGGGCGACAAGGGCGAGCCCGGGGUGCGCGGGAAAGCGGGUGAAAGAGGGGAGAAGGGAGACGCUGGACCCAUGGGUCUUCCGGGUCCCGUAGGCUUGCCGGGCGAACAGGGCCGGCCGGGCGAAAUCGGAUCACGAGGCCCCAAGGGCGAUAAAGGAUACAAAGGAGAGCCUGGCCCGGUGGGCAAGCGCGGCCGCAAGGGCGACAAGGGCGACAAGGGCGAGCAGGGCGUGCCCGGGCUGGACGCGCCCUGCCCGCUCGGGCCCGACGGCCUGCCGCUGCCCGGCUGCGGCUGGCGGCCCAGCAAGGAGGCGGUGCUGGCGUGGGUGCGGCGGCGGCUCGACGUCGACAACGACCUGCCGGCGUGACGCGGGCGCGGCCUCAGCCAGCGGCUGGAGUCACUCCUGCCGGCUACUGAAGUCCAAGCGUUGCACAACUUGAAACAAAUAGAUGACAAGUUAUAAAUCACUAGUUUUAGUUCUAAGCUUGCCCGUUAGCGUUCUAAAACUUAUUGUUGAAAUUAGGCAUAAUAUCUACUAAUUGGGUUGUUUAUUAUUGUAGUCAUUAAUUUUAACGGGUUCUUUUAAAUCUAUCAUUAUUCUACGAUGAUAAUAACUUAUAUGACGUAUAUUUUCAAUGAAGGAGUACCUCGUUCUAUCUUUGUAAUUACCAGCCAUGACUUGUUUAUCAUAAUUUAAUAUGUCAAUCUUAUUGAAAACUUAUAGCUUAUUUUAGAAAACAUGUACAUAGAGUACCAGCAAAGAGUGAUAAAAUAUUUUCAUAAGAUUAAUUUUCGUCAUUAAUGAAAUAAUUCACACCUCUCGUAUGUAAGUAUAAGAAGUACCAAAAGACUGUAUAAUAUUCCGGAUAUAGAAUGGUAUGAAUUUAUUAUAAUGUAAUAAUAUUCUUAAGUUAGGCUACGUGGUCAUUCAGUCAUUUCAGAACUGUUGGUUCUAUCUACCCCGCAAGGGAUGUAGGCGUGACUAUAUAUAUAUAUGUAUGUUGGCUACGUGACUCAUUAAUAUGGUUUCAAUAUUAUUUUUUUCAUACAAAUUUCAAUAAAAUUUACAGCAAAAUUAUGAAUACAGUUAAGUUAACUUUGAUUGUCGGUUAUAUUCAAAGUGUAAUACUUUUCCUCGCACUGCGCGCCAGCAAUAAUACCUUGCUUGGUUAAAACGACGGAAUCGAAACGAGCCAGGCCCGCUACGAGAAAGAGGAAUUACGUUACAAAAUAGCCAACGAGCCAUAGACUAGCAACCGCCUCCAGUCUCUUCCCUCGUGAUAAACUAAAACAUGUCAAAUAAAAGUACCUAGUAAUCCAGGCGCGCCGCGACGGUACAGGGAUAUUGAUUGUAAGGAGGCAGUGUUUCCGAUCAUUCAUUUGUAUAUACUGUGCAAGGAUGUAUAAUGUUCAAAGUCGGUACAUGCAACUAAUGUAUCUUUUUUAUUUCAUAUCUUUUUUGUAAUUCUGUCUUUAUUUUUAUAUCCUAUAAAAUUCGUAUACAUUUCAUUAUCCAUUACUUACAUUUACGAACUUUGUUAUUAUGAUUCAAGAGGCGAUGAAAUUCGGUCGGCCAUUCUAUGAAAUGGAAAAUACUCGCAUUUGUCUUUUUUUUUUUUUGAGUUAUUAGAAAGCCUUAAACAAACAUUAUUUGUUAGAUUAAAAGAAAACAGAUACGUAAUUAUGUGGUAUUUAUUUCACUAUACGAGCCUGCCGCCGAAUAUAUAGUCUGCCUGUCUGUUUGUUGUGUGUUCGUGAUAGAGUUACUACUUAUAUAGUUUUUGUAAAUAUAAUUUUAAAGUAGUAGGAAAAAGCUCUAAUAAUAUUACUCUAAUUUUAUCUUAUUUAUUUACUGUUUACAUUUUAUUCUACUAAUGUCUUUUCCAACAUAAAAACAAUUUUGAGCCAAAGUAAUUGAUAUUUCAAAUCUUUUUUUCAUAUUUAAAAAUAAUUGUAAAUAGUAUAUUCUCUUUACGUAAAAUGGUAUCGAAGUCAUCGUCCUCCUCGAGCAUGGGGCGACCAAAUUUCAUUUUUUAUGAUUGUAAUUCAGAUGCAUUACUUAUGAUUUAGAACAAUGUGUAGAUUUGUACUUUACGUGUAAAUAAAAUAUUGUUAAUUUUUGA